Molecule: messenger RNA, 1305 nt
Organism: Pyrus x bretschneideri (Chinese white pear)
Lineage: Eukaryota; Viridiplantae; Streptophyta; Magnoliopsida; Rosales; Rosaceae
Product: phenylacetaldehyde reductase-like
Exons: 5
Coding region: 71-1036 (321 amino acids)
Molecular function (GO): oxidoreductase activity, acting on the CH-OH group of donors, NAD or NADP as acceptor
Source: RefSeq, a predicted model, not a curated record
UUAAGCUUAUUAUUUCUUAGCUAGAGAGAGAGAGAGAGAGAGAGAGAGAGAGAGAGAGAGAGAGAGAGAGAUGAGUACCGGAGAAUCAAAGACUGUAUGUGUAACAGGAGCUUCCGGUUACGUAGCAUCAUGGCUGGUGAAGCUCUUACUGCAAAAGGGUUAUACCGUCAAAGCCACUGUUCGCGAUCCAAAUGAUGCAAAGAAAACAGAACACUUGCUCUCAUUAGAUGGAGCAAAGGAGAGGCUUCAUUUGUUCAAAGCGGAUUUAUUAGAGAAAGGAUCAUUUGACGCCGUAAUUGAUGGAUGUGUAGGCGUUUUUCAUACAGCAUCGCCUGCACAAUUUUCAGUCACUGACCCACAGGUAGAAAUAAUUGAGCCUGCAGUGAAGGGAACACUUAAUGUUCUAAAUUCAUGCGCAAAAUUCCCCGCUGUCAAGAGGGUGGUUAUAACAUCCUCUCUGGCUUCAGUAGGGUUGAGUGGAAAACCUCUGACCUCUGAUGUGGUUAUGGAUGAAACAUGGUACUCGGAUCCACAUUUUUGCGAGACGACCAAGCAAUGGUAUCCUCUCUCAAAAACUUUAGCUGAGGAGGCCGCCUGGAAAUUUGCCAAAGGAAAUGGUAUUGACUUGGUAACAAUACAUCCAGGGAAUGCGAUUGGUCCACCCUUACAGCCAACCCUUAAUCUCUCCGUCGAGUUUCUUCUGAAUUUAAUGAGUGGUAUCGAAACACCUUUUAUAAACUAUACAUUUGUGGAUGUUAGAGAUGUUGCCUUUGCUCAUAUUCAAGCAUUUGAAGUUCCUUCAGCUAGUGGUAGAUAUUGUUUAGUUGCACAAGUUGCUGAUGGUCCCGAUACUCUAAAGAUUUUACGAGAGCUUUACCCCACAUUGACCCUUCCUGAGCCUGGCAAUCCUUCUGGCUCCAAGUUUCAAGUGUCCAAGGAGAAGGCAAAAUGUUUGGGAAUCACUUUCCUUCCUCUGGAAACAAGUCUCAAGGACACUGUUGAAAGCCUCAUGGAGAAGGGCUUCCUCAAGUUUUGAAUUCUGCAACCUGCAGCAACUUGUUAAUUUAGUGCACGAGGCUAUUGAAUAAGUGGGAAAUUAAGUUUGUUACAUGCUUAAGUAUUCCAAAGAGAUGCUGGACAUUAUAUUUCCAGUUAAAUCUUUUAAUGUAAUCUGCAGAGAGCCUCAGAAGUGUCUUAAGAACAUGCUUAGAAGUUGCUUUUGGAUCUUUCAUAUAUGGCUCAUGUGUAAUAUGUAAUGUUUCAAAAUAACUCUAAGUAAAAAAGUUCCAAGUAGAAAUUGUUUUA